AUGCCUACUACUUCUUCAAAAUCCAACCACUUUCGAUCAAUUAGUUUGCCCGGAAGAUCACAUUCGAACCAUGUUCGAUCAAUCAGUGUGCCUGGAAGUUCCCAUCAAAGCACUGAAAAACUUAAAGAGGCCAUCAAUAAUCUCAAAGCAUUGGAAAUAUCACCCACAUCAUCAGCAGAGGCUGUGUACAAUGGUCUACUCGGUCUAGAGGAGUUAUACAAGUGUGUGAAUGUUCUACUUAACUUGCCUCAAACCCUUCAAGCCUUCUCCCAAUAUCGUCUUGGGAAAAUGGUUGAAGAUUUAUUGGAUAAAUCCGUGAGGCUUCUUGAUCUUUGUGGCACUACAAGGGAACUCGUCUUGCAAUAUAAAGAAAAUGUUCGAGAUCUUCAAUCCUCUCUCAAAAGGAGGAAAAAAGAUUCAACAACAGAAACCAGCAUGACCAAAUUCACCGCCUUCAGCAAGAAGAUUAAGAAGGAAUCUAAACGAUUAGUCGUGGUCUUAAAACAAAUGGAUCAGGAGACUGAACGGUCAUUCAUACCCAAAGAUGCAGAUCAACACACAGUAGAUAUGAUUAAAACACUUAAGGAAGCCAAUGCAGUGCGUGUUUCCAUUUUUCAAAUGUUCUUGUCCUUCUUGUCUGUUCCACUUUUGAAGCCAAAGGUAUCUAAAUGGUCAUUGGUUUCACGAUUAUUGGUAAACAAGGGAAGAUUAUCAUGUGAAGGCCAAGAAGGAAAAAUGAACUUGGAAACUAGGUUGGAACCAUUCGAGGCUCACCUUGACAACUUCGAAAAUGGCUUGGAAGGAAUAUAUCGGUGCAUGAGUAGAUCGCGGAGCUCUCUCCUGAAUAUCUUGAAGGAACUUGGAUUCAGUACACCCAUGUGGUUCAACCUGGAAUUAUGUAAAGAGAAAAAAGAGACAACCGUCGAAAAACUCUUUGGAGAGUAUAUGUGUCUCUUCAGAAAAAGUCCUAAUGUUGGAGCUUCUCGUUAUAAAAGUGUACGUUCUUUUUAG
This is a messenger RNA of Lycium barbarum (goji berry), 1011 nucleotides long. RefSeq lists its product as uncharacterized. Gene Ontology annotation, biological process: shoot system development; root development. The record is from RefSeq and is a predicted model, not a curated record. Bases 1 to 1011 code for a protein of 336 amino acids. The transcript has a single exon. NCBI's taxonomy places the organism in Eukaryota, Viridiplantae, Streptophyta, Magnoliopsida, Solanales, Solanaceae.